AUGCGGGACAUUCCCGUACGGCGGGCGAUGCGGCACAGUUCCACCUCCACUUCCGCGGAAACGACGGACACAUCCGACGGCGACGAUGAGUCUUCGACCUUCGGAAUGCCAAUGCGUCACCAAAUCUUACGAGCUUCAUUGGCCCAGGUCCCUGCGUACGGCUGGACACGGGAUGCCGUGGCGGCAGCGGCGGCGGAGGAAUCGUGUUCCGUGGCCGUCGCGGGGCUCGUGGAUCCCUCCGAACUCGUCCAGUUCUGGAUGGAUGAUUGUCGUCAGCGUUUGCAACGAGACUUGGCGGUACUCGCCGAAACCGAAUGGAAGUCUUUCGCAAAUCCAAACAACAACAAUGCUACAAAAUUGCGGGAUCGGGUGGCGACGGCUUUGCAAACACGGCUCGCCUACACCAUUCCGUACUUGCAAUCGUCGCGAUGGCACCAAGCCAUGGCGUUGGGAGCAAGACCGGACAAUGUCUGGACCACACGACUGCAAAUCGAGCAACUUGUGGAAACCGUCGCCGACGCCGUGACCGUGGACCACGGAGAGGGUGACAAAUUGCCGGCUUGGUCCGAGCCGCAAAAGCUGGGACUCGGAGCCGUGUACGUUGCUGCCGAACUGCAUAUGCUCGCCGAUACGUCGAACGACUACGCCGAUACCUGGGCGUUCGUCCGGGAUCGUGUACAGGAAUGGGAACAACUUGUUGGUGUUGCGAGUCUCUGGCCCACACUCCCGAACACGAACGAGCUUGCCUACAAAAACACCAACGAAAACAGCAAUCCGUUCUACGUCGCUUCGGCCGUCGCAAGUUCCGUCACCAGUGGUGUACUAAGCCUGUUGGUUCCACAGACAGCUUCGUCCAUACGCAACGGACUGCAACGACACGCCGCGAAUUCUUACGCCACCAGUCCCGCACACCUCCUGUGGAACGUCAUGGUGCAGAUAUCCCCGGCGGGCGGGACCGGUACCAAAGUAGACGCCACCAAUCCUCGGUACUAUCAAGCGACGUCCAAAAGCUCGGAUUCGGGCGCUGCUUCCGGCGAGACGAAAUAA
This is a messenger RNA of Phaeodactylum tricornutum CCAP 1055/1, 1047 nucleotides long. RefSeq lists its product with no specific name. The transcript has a single exon. NCBI's taxonomy places the organism in Eukaryota, Bacillariophyta, Bacillariophyceae, Surirellales, Neidiaceae. Gene Ontology annotation, molecular function: lipid binding. Gene Ontology annotation, cellular component: mitochondrial inner membrane. The record is from RefSeq and is a predicted model, not a curated record. The coding region runs from base 1 to 1047 and encodes 348 amino acids. Gene Ontology annotation, biological process: ubiquinone biosynthetic process.